AUGCGAUACACACAUUGUCUGGGAUUCACACAUUCCUUGUGGCGCGUGACUGGAUGAUCCGGUUCCGAUAAUUAUGCCUCUCCUAUUAUAAACUUCUUUUAGCCCGCUUUGAACUGUAUAAGUAUUAUGGCGAAUAUCGACGGUUUUCUGGAUUCCGUCAAAGAGCGUGUCAGCACAGUAAGUGACAAUCAGAACGUUGUCAUUGUUACAGGAAAUGACUCGGCCGAUCUCGAUUCGAUCAUUUCAGCGUUACUGUUUGCCUAUAUUUCCAAUCAGCAAUCACCUGACGUAUUAUAUAUUCCUUUGGUCAAGGUGCCCUUGGCCGAUCUCGAACUACGUCCUGAAGUCGGUUUCGUACUCGAGUCCGCUGGCGUCAACUACAAAAAGCUGAUAUGCAUCGACCACAUUGGCCUGCCAGCACUCUACGACGCCAACGCCCGCGUUUUUCUAGUCGAUCAUAACCGACUAACUGCUCCAUUUGAUGAAAACAAAUGGAGAGAGCGCGUGAAUGGUGUCCUGGACCAUCACGUGGACGAGAAUCAAUAUACAGACACCCCUAUACGCAUAAUUACCACUGUUGGAUCAUGUACCACGCUUGUGGUAUUGCAGUUCCCUGGUAUUUUUUCCAACGACAAGACGCUGUCGCAAUUGGCAGUGGGACCCAUUCUCGUUGACACUAUCGGCUUACGCUGGGAUUUUGGCAAGACGACCGAAACGGACGAAAAAGCAUACGAUAUCGUCCGUAAGCUCGCAUCUCCCUCGUUAACCUACGAUGCCAUCGAACAAGUCAAGUCGCGCAUCCAACAUCUUUGCACGCGCGAUCUUCUAAGAAAAGACUACAAGGAAUGGGUCGUCGAUGGAUACCGCGUCGGCACUAGCUCGUUGUCAUGGAAUUUUCAGGGCUGGAUUGACCGCGACGGCGCAGAGGAUAUCGUUCAAAAAACCCAAGAAUACAUUAACGAGCGCCAGUUAGACAUGGAGGUUAUCCUGACAGGAUACAAUGGCGAAGAUGGACUGUACAGACGUGAGUUAGCUCUGUUCGUAUCGCACACUGCCUUACUUCUUGUGAAAGCUACACUAGAGAGUGACGACAGCGUUGGGUUGAAACAGUUUCCGUUCAUCAAUGCACAAAGUAGCAGUGGUGUGGCAUUUUAUAGCCAAGGAAAUGUCAAGUUAUCGCGCAAGCAGAUAUGGCCUCUUGUUCAAUCCAUCAUCGAACAAAAAGUAGAAGCAAAAAUAUAGACUACAAAUUUUACGGCUAUUAUUGGUGUACGUUUGUCUACUUGUAUGCAUAAAAGUAUAAAGUAAUAUCGCUACAUAUAAAGCUGAGCGUAAGUACGCCACAUUUUACUGCGCUGUUACAUUUUGGAAAUAUAGGGACGAGUCGUAUGAUGAAUUCUUCGUAGACAUCGAGUAGAGCUUGAACAUUGAUCGAGCCGGCGCGUUAGUAUAACACACCACUUACACUAUCCUCAUCUCCCUAUAACAUUCAGC
Zychaea mexicana is the source of this 1494-nucleotide messenger RNA. RefSeq lists its product as uncharacterized. The record is from RefSeq and is a predicted model, not a curated record. Gene Ontology annotation, molecular function: exopolyphosphatase activity. Bases 127 to 1242 code for a protein of 371 amino acids. NCBI's taxonomy places the organism in Eukaryota, Fungi, Mucoromycota, Mucoromycetes, Mucorales, Lichtheimiaceae. The transcript has 2 exons. Gene Ontology annotation, cellular component: cytoplasm.